AUGUGGAAUUUUGCAUCAAAUUGUAUUGCUGGAAAUGCGGGAUUGAAGAAGGAUUCUCCAAACCCAACUCAUUCCACUUCAGAAUGUUCUGAUGAUGAAACCUCUGUUGUAGGAAGAGAGGAAGGGCUUGAAUGCCCGGUAUGCUGGGAAUCGUUUAACAUUGUUGAAAACGUGCCUUAUGUUUUAUGGUGUGGUCAUACCCUCUGCAAAAACUGUAUCUUGGGACUACAAUGGGCUGUUGUGAAAUUUCCGACGCUGCCGGUUCAGCUUCCACUUUUCAUCUCCUGCCCGUGGUGCAACCUACUAUCAUUUCGUUUAGUUUAUCGGGGAAAUCUUAGAUUCCCACGCAAGAACUACUUUCUUCUUUGGAUGGUUGAGGGCAUGAAUGGUGAUCGAGUAAAAUCUCAUUCAACUUUCUGUGGGGAUAAUCAACAAAAUUGUACAAGCAGGGGCAACUUAACAUUAGGAGGUCAAGAAAGCCAUAGCAACCUUCAGAGGGGGCAAGUUCACCAUCCAGAUACAUCGAACUCCAGCCAGCGUCAAGGUAGUACCGGUAAUUACCUCAAUAUGGAAAAUGCCCAUAUAUCUCUUCGAAAGUCAUUGAUUUUCUUUGUCCAGUUGACAGCUAAGUUCCCAUUGAUCCUUAUAUUUCUUUUGAUUAUCUUGUAUGCAAUACCGGCCAGUGCAGCCAUUUUAGCUAUGUAUAUACUUGUUACAAUCCUCUUUGCACUUCCAUCAUUUCUCAUCUUGUACUUCUCAUAUCCUAGCUUAGACUGGCUUGUCAGGGAAAUCGUGGCCUGA
Lathyrus sativus (Indian pea) is the source of this 801-nucleotide messenger RNA. The record is from the annotation of a GenBank genome assembly. NCBI's taxonomy places the organism in Eukaryota, Viridiplantae, Streptophyta, Magnoliopsida, Fabales, Fabaceae.